Messenger RNA from Equus caballus (horse), 5344 nucleotides. RefSeq names its product CD44 molecule (gene CD44). Gene Ontology annotation, biological process: positive regulation of ERK1 and ERK2 cascade; cell adhesion; inflammatory response. NCBI's taxonomy places the organism in Eukaryota, Metazoa, Chordata, Mammalia, Perissodactyla, Equidae. Gene Ontology annotation, cellular component: basolateral plasma membrane; plasma membrane; macrophage migration inhibitory factor receptor complex. The record is from RefSeq and is a predicted model, not a curated record. Gene Ontology annotation, molecular function: cytokine receptor activity; hyaluronic acid binding.
GGUGUGUCCUUCGUUCGCUCCCUCCCUCUUAUGUCACUCUUUCAGCCUCGAAUAAAAACUGCACCCAACUUCCGAGGCGCCCUCAUUGCCCAGCCCGACCCCAGCCUCCGACAGGUUCGGGCCCCCUCCUCGCCCCGUCCCGCGGAUCCCCGGCCCCGCCCAGCGCCCGGGACCCCCAGCUCCACUGGCUCGGCUUCGCCGUCGCUCCCACACCAUGGACAAGUUUUGGUGGCGCGCAGCCUGGGGACUCUGCCUCGUGCCGCUGAGCCUGGCGCAGAUCGAUUUGAACAUAACCUGCCGAUACGCAGGGGUAUUCCAUGUGGAGAAAAAUGGCCGCUACAGCAUCUCGCGGACGGAGGCCGCGGACCUGUGCAAGGCUUUCAACAGCACCCUGCCCACCAUGGCCCAGAUGCAGAAAGCGCUGAACAUUGGCUUUGAGACCUGCAGGUACGGGUUCAUAGAAGGGCACGUGGUCAUCCCCCGGAUCCACCCCAACUCCAUCUGUGCCGCCAACAACACGGGCGUGUACAUCCUCACGUCCAACACCUCUCAGUACGACACCUAUUGCUUCAAUGCCUCAGCUCCGCCCGAAGAAGACUGUACCUCGGUCACAGACCUGCCCAACGCCUUCGAGGGACCCAUUACCAUAACUAUCGUUAACCGUGAUGGCACUCGCUACACCAAGAAAGGCGAGUACAGAACUAACCCUGAAGACAUCAACCCCAGCACCCCUGCGGAUGACGACGUGAGCAGUGGGUCCUCCAGCGAAAGAAGCACUUCAGGAGGCUACAGCAUCUUCCACACCCACCUUCCAACCACUCGCCCCACCCAAGACCAGAGCAGUCCCUGGGUGUCUGACAGCCCAGAGAAGACUCCCACUACCAGUACGGAUUCAAAUGUCAUCUCAGCAGGCUGGGAGCCAACUGAAGAAAACGAAGAUGAAAGAGACAAACACCCCAGUUAUUCUGGAUCAGGCAUUGAUGAUGAUGAAGAUUUUGUCUCCAGCACCAUUCCAACCAAACCACGGAUUUUUAAGUUCCCAGAAGUGAACGAGGAUUGGCGGCAAUGGAGCCCAGGCCAUUCAACUCCAGGCAUCUUACUUCAGACAGCCACAAGGAUGACUGAUGUGGACAGAAGUGGCACCAGUGCUUAUGGAGAAAGUCAGACCCAGGAACCACAUUCUCCUCUCGUUCACCAUGAGCAUCAUGACGAAGAGGAGACCCAGCAUUCUACAAGCUCAACCUGGGCGCUUUCUAGUAGGACAGCAGAAGACACAGCUACCCAGAAAGAGCAGUGGUUUGAGGACGGAUGGCGUGGGGAAUACACCCAAACGCCAAAGGAAGACUCUCCUUCAGCAACAGGGACAGCUGUCACAACAGCCUCAGCCCACGACAGCCAUCCAAAUCGAAGAAUGACAACGCAGAGUCAAGAGGACAGUUCCUGGACUUAUUUCUUCGACCCAAUCUCACAUCCAAUGGGACGAGGUCAUCACACGGAAAGAUGGAUGGAUGUGGACUCCAGCCGUAGUACAACGCUUCAGCCUUCUGCAGAUCCAAGCACAGGUUUGGUGGAAGAGUUGGACAGGACAAGACCUCUUUCAAUGACAACUCAGCAGAGUCAUACUCAGAGCUUCUCUACGUCACAUGGAGGCUUGGAAGAAGAUAAAGACCAUCCAAUGACUUCUACUCCAUCAUCUAGCAAUAGGAAUGAUGGCAGAGGUGGAAGAAGAAGUGGAAACUUUUCUGAAGACUCAGCUACUUCAGGAGAGGGCUAUACUGCUCAUGCCCCAGACACAAAGGAAUACAACACCCUCACCCCAGUGACCCCUGCUAAGACUGGGUCCCCAGGAGUUACUGAAGUUAUUGUUCUUGGCGAUUCUAACUCUCAUGUUGAUGGUUCCUUUUCAGAAGACCGAGCCUCUGGCGGGAGGGCCCAGACCACCCACGGAUCUGAAACAAGUGGACACUCGACUGGGAGUCAAGAAGGUGGGGCAAGCACAACCUCGGGUCCCAUACGGAGACCUCAAAUUCCAGAAUGGCUGAUCAUCUUGGCGUCCCUCCUGGCCCUGGCUCUGAUUCUCGCAGUUUGCAUUGCUGUCAACAGUCGAAGAAGGUGUGGACAGAAGAAGAAGCUGGUGAUCAACAAUGGCAAUGGAGCUGUGGACGACAGAAAGGCAAGUGGGCUCAAUGGAGAGGCCAGCAGGUCUCAGGAGAUGGUGCACUUGGUGAACAAGGAGUCGUCAGAGACCCAAGACCAGUUUAUGACAGCCGACGAGACACGGAACCUGCAGAAUGUGGACAUGAAGAUUGGGGUGUAGCACCUGCACCUUGACCUUGGGAAGAAACCACAGUCAGAGAGAGCAGUCACAGGGGGCUGGGACAUUUCACAGAUGUGAUGUGCUACUGACUGCUUCAUUCGGGAUCUUUUUUUAACAUAAAAUUUUCUACUCCUUUUUGUUUUUUGUGUUUUGUUUUUUAAAGUCAGGUUCAAUUUAUAGCAACAACAUUGCUUUCUGAAAUGAGCGCCCAAUUAAUAAUCAGUAAGAAUUCGACGGUUCCAGUUCCCACUUAGAAACCUCUUACCCCCUGGGGUGUUCUAUCCAUGGCUUUUAACAAAAGCCACAAAUACAUCUUCCCGACCCCCAAACUUCUCUCCACCUGUCUACCCAGAUGACAGCCAUCUGCUAAGGACAUUCUCCAGGGCUGAGAAGGCUUGGUCCCUGGGAGGAAAUUUGAAUGGGUCUGUAUUGCUCCUCCAGCAGCCCAAUCCCUGGACAUUGCUUUCCAGUGGGCUGGGAGAUUGGGGUGUACCGGUUACACAUCCCCUUCUACAAACCCCCUGGAAAUUUUUCCAAUGCUUCUGGGAGAUACCCAAAAGGGUGAAGCUAUUUAUCUGCAGUAAGCUAUUUAUCUGUGUUUUUGAAAUAUUAAACCCUGGAGGUCCUUUGAUCAGUAUGAUUUUUUUUCGUUACAUUGUCAGAGGCAUAAAAGGGUCUCAGCUGAUUAUAAACUCCUGCACUUCUUCCACCUUAACCCUUUGUGCUCUGAUCCUUCAGCCUCUUAGCCAGUAAGGUCUGGGGCCCAACAGCUCAUCAGGAAGAUGUGAGAAUGGUCCUCCUUGAAAGUCUUCAUCUUAGAGCCACUAACCCCGACUCUGGCUCACUCAACCAAAUCUCCUAGAAGAUCAAGGAAGACAGCACUAUUUUGUUUCUGAGGCCCCAAAGGCUUUCUGUCCUGUUGUCCUAGAACCAGAAUCGUGAAGGAGGAGCUUCAGCUGCUUUUAUGUUUUAAUAGCCACUUGUUCUCUCCCCUGAAGGGCUGUGAAAGUCACAUUACCUUUGCAUGACCUACCAUUUGUGGGGUCCCGUCUCAUAGAUCCUGACCCUAUUAGUGAUGUCCACAAACAAUAUGGAAGUGCCUCUUGACUUCUUGUAGUAAAAGGAGGCUCCGAUGGAAAGGAAACAAAGCAAAAUCAGUAGUCAACUGAUUGGCACAGGUUGGUAAAGGGGGCGGGACGAAUGUAGAUCCUGGUUGGGUAUUUUUAUGGCUGUCUUUGUUUAUACUUUAGCAAGCCAGUUGUCUGUCCCUCAUGUGGUCGCUACUCAGGAUAAGUUAAGUGCUGGGGAAUCCCUCAAAGGUUACAGGGCUUCCUACUGUUGGAAUCUUAUCACCAGAUAGGCAGGUUUAUGUCCAAAUAAGAGAAGAAUGCCUUUAUCCCCCACUUGGAAAGUCCUUUGUGGUCUCUGUUCAUAAGUCCAAGAGGCCCCAUUGGUCCUGGAACUUCCAAGGCUACUUAUAAUAGAGGAUGUUGAAAAUACAAAGUUAGGGAUCCUAUAAAAUGCAACCUCCUUCCUUUGCUUCCCAUAAAAAGUUAUCUGUUGCCUAAAUUAAUAUGCUUAACUGACAAUGUUCUCAGAUAAAAGAAAGAGGAAGAAGAAAAAGGAAAAAAAGCUGCCACAUAAACCAGGGCUGGGCUUAUACAAGAGUUGAUUCUGAAGGAUAUAUUUAAAGGAGAAGUGCUCACUUUCUGCAUUGGUUCCCAACCUCUGCUCUCCCCUAUCCACCCUCACACCCUCCCUGCUGCCAUGGUCUUUGAAACUUCCUUUCUCUUUUUCUGUGAACAUCUUUGGCCGGUUCCAUACUCAGCUGUCUGGUUUUCUUUUCAUUUUCAAGUCGAAAGAAAAGAAAAUGGCUAUCAGGCCACUCUGUUGUUACUGCCACCAGUGUCAAACUGGUCCCUGCUUUCCAAGAGCUUUCCUGGGUCUGCUGUAGGCCCAGACAGGCUCACUCAGGCUCUGUGACCCGGAUGCAACAAGCCACUCCGGGACCAGGUUGAGGCAGGCUAUCCCAGGCUCUACGGGUCCCCCAGAUUCUCUUUGGGGCCAUAGAUAGUCAUGCAAGUUUCGAUGAUUUCCACCCCUUUAGACAUUCCCAACGAAUAGGCUGAGAUGUUUUCUAUCUUAUUUUGGAAUUAAAUAUGAUAUUUCCUUUUAUAGUUGCAGUGCCUUACUUACAUACACCUCUGUGCUCUCAAGAUAGGAAUAGGGGAGGUAUAGAGCUUCCAUCCUUGACUGCAAAACCCAUGCAAUACUACCUGAAGUUCAUGGAAUAGGAUGUAUUCUCUCUCACUUGAAAUAAUGGCGUUACUUCGGAAGCACAACCUGACUAUGUCAUUCCUACCGGUGACUUGCCAGGUGACCUGGGCUACGUCAUUAAACUGGGUCUUGUCUGUAAAAGUAAGGGGUCAGUAUUUCAUUAUUUGGCAAAGUUUAAGAGAACAAAGCUGAGAAUUUUGCAAAGCUGAGAGCUUAAGAUGCAAUUUUUCCUAUAAUUAUAAAUCUUUUGUGUCUUCUGGGGGCUUCCUUUACAUUAGCACUAGGUGAAAACUAAAAUGGGGCAAAGACACCUUCAUAUCCAUAUUUUGCAGAUUCUAUCUUGGCAGAAUGGAUUUCUCCAGCAGCACUUCUCCAAAAGUGUUACAUUGAGACCAUGCCACCUAGAAUCGGUUUCAUAAGCCAAUGUUCAUGCAAUGCUGGUACAGCAGAGGAGUAGGAGAAAGGAAACCUCUGACUUCUCUAGAAGAGUAAAAUGUACUGAAAGAUAAGAAUAACCUUGUCCUUUCACCUUUAUGUCAUAGAUAUUCCUUUUUGUAAAUCAUUGGUUGAAUUUUCAAAGAAUAGCUCAUUGUUCGUGAUGUAUAAUGACCAUUGUUACUUUGACUUUCUACAGCACAUCCAUCCUCUGAUUUUUGUAUAUUUAUUGAUGGACUGGUAAUAAUCAGGAAAGCAUGACAUGUAUAUUGCCCAGUUCAAAGCACUUCUUGGAAAAUAUUAAAAGGCUAAAGG